Acaulospora morrowiae is the source of this 1797-nucleotide messenger RNA. The record is from the annotation of a GenBank genome assembly. NCBI's taxonomy places the organism in Eukaryota, Fungi, Glomeromycota, Glomeromycetes, Diversisporales, Acaulosporaceae.
AUGAAGAUAACAGAUAAAAUAAACGCCCUCGAACCGAACAAGCCUUUUUAUUCCUUUGAAUACUUUCCACCAAAGACCGACGAAGGUCUAUCAAACCUCUAUGACAGACUCAGGCGCAUGUCUCUUUUGGAUCCUCUGUUCGUUUCUUUUACAUGGGGCACGGGUGGCAGCACCGUGGACCGAACAUUAGAAAUGUGCGUUAUAGCCCAAGGACUUUACGGACUAGAAACCUGUAUGCACCUAACCUGCACGAAUAUUGCCAAGGGAGUAUUGGAAGAUGCAUUGACGGAGGCCAAGAAUGCUGGUAUCCAAAAUAUACUUGCGUUGCGCGGUGAUCCCCCACGGGGUCAAGAAUACUGGACAUCCUCUGAUGAUGAAUUUACACACGCCAUUGAUUUGGUAAGAUACAUUCGGAAAAAGUAUGGAGAGUGGUUUUGCAUUGGGGUUGCAGGAUAUCCCGAAGGACAUCCUGAUUCCAAUGACAAGGAACAGGAUUUAAUACAUCUUAAGGAAAAGGUGGACGCAGGAGCGAACUUUAUCAUCUCUCAACUAUUCUACAACAUCGAUUCAUUUGUAGAAUGGGAAAAGAAAUGUCGCAAGAUUGGCAUAACCGUGCCUAUCAUUCCAUGUGUCAUGCCAAUUCAGGGUUAUAACAGCUUUCGAAGAAUCACAAAUCUUUGCAAGGUAGAUGUGCCCGUCGACAUAAUAAAUGAUUUGGAACCCAUCCAGCAUGAUGAUCAAGCCGUCAAGGAAUAUGGUGUCUCGCUCGCCACCUCUAUUAUAUCUGAGCUUCAAAAACAUCAUAACGUGCUAGGAUUUCAUCUGUGCACAUUGAACUUGGAAAAAUCUGUUCGUCUGAUAUUGGAGAAGUUGAAAUUCGUAAAGACUGAAGAGGAAAGAGAUGAUUUGCAACUUAUGAGUAGGCGUAGGUCCGUCACGAACGAGAUCAUUAGACGGGAACCAGACGGUUCACUUCCUGCGGCAAAACCUGUCAUAUGGGAAGAACAGGGUGCAGACUAUUUAGGAAGAUCCGAAGACUGGGACAACUUUCCGAAUGGACGUUGGGGUGAUCCCAGGUCGCCCGCGUUUGGCGACAUAGACAGUCAUGGAAGAUCCUUGAGAGUUCCCCCGGAUCUGGCUCUUGGAUACUGGAAAAAACCGGAGAGUAUAAUUGAUGUGGUUCAAAUUUUCAAAUCUUACAUUCUAUGUGAAAUUCCAAUGUUACCAUGGUCUGAAGAACCGUUGUUGAAGGAAACCGACGCAAUCCGAUCAAAGCUUAUUAAAUUAAAUGAGCUUGGUUACCUGACGGUGAGCUCACAACCAGCCGUCAACGGUGUGAAAAGCACGGAUCCUGAUUUCGGAUGGGGUCCCAAGGGUGGUUACGUGUAUCAGAAGGCCUUGGUAGAGUUCUUUGUAAGCCCGGAGAUGUUUGAAAGGUUGGCUCAAAGAAUAAGUAAGAAUUGCUGGGUGACUUAUUACGCGGCGAAGAGAAAUGAUGAAUUUUCUACCAAUGUAAAAGAAGAAACACCAUCUGCGGUGACAUGGGGAGUUUUUCCCGGCAAAGAAAUCGUUCAGCCAACGAUAAUCGAGAAAGUAUCAUUCGAUGCGUGGAAGGUAGAGGCAUUUGCAUUAUGGGCAGAUUGGGAACAUUUAUAUCCCGAAGGUUCGCCUUCGCGGAAAUUGCUGAAGGACAUAGGGGAUAGUUGGUGGUUGGUUAAUCUUGUGUACCAUGACUAUGUAAAUUCAGAAGGGUUUUGGGAGCUGUUUUUUGGCGACGAAACAGGUUCGCAACCAUAA